Triplophysa rosa is the source of this 6478-nucleotide messenger RNA. It is a transcript of the gene hcn4l, whose product is annotated as hyperpolarization activated cyclic nucleotide-gated potassium channel 4l. Gene Ontology annotation, molecular function: voltage-gated potassium channel activity. Lineage: Eukaryota; Metazoa; Chordata; Actinopteri; Cypriniformes; Nemacheilidae. The coding region runs from base 507 to 4061 and encodes 1184 amino acids. Gene Ontology annotation, biological process: transmembrane transport; potassium ion transport. The record is from RefSeq and is a predicted model, not a curated record. The transcript is spliced from 8 exons. Gene Ontology annotation, cellular component: membrane.
UUCGGUUUAGGUGGUGCGUGCUUAUUUGCUGUCUGCGCUCCUAUGGCAACGUAAUGGAUUAUCCAUCCCCAUGCACGUUACCACAACUGGACAUCUUUUGCACUGUGGAUUAUUGGUAUGUCAAUGGCCGGGAACAGUCGCGUAAUCGCGUUUUGAGCUCGGUAACUGCUGUUUAAAGAGUACUUUGGACAGGAGGAUACAAUGAUUUGUCAUUGAGGCGCGCGUCAAAUUGUUUCUCAUUCAGACACGUCCGUCCGUCUCCCCGCAUCCAGUGUGCGCGCUUUGAUUCUGCGCUCUCGGGAUCGGUGUCUAGUAUUACAAGAACGUACGGAUGCAGCGGGAUGCGCUGGUGUAUUAAUAUUUGCGCGUUCAUAUUUUUGACGACCUUUCGCCUGUUUAAAGAUCCCAUAUCCCAAAACAAGUGAUGUGCGUUUUUUUGCCUGCGUAUUCGUUCAGAUGCUACGGACUGUGAAUUGUUUUGUUAAGGUGGUCGUUUUAAAAUCUCAAUGGAUAAGGUGAAUUCUUCCAUGCGCAAACGGCUCUACAGCUUGCCACAUCAGUUUGGACACAAGAGUGCUAUGACUCGAGACGGCGAAGACGGCGACAAGGACACUCGGAGGAAGAGUGUCAAAAUGAAGCAUCUUCCGUCACCCUCUUCCAUAGGGAGCACGAAAGGUGUCAGCGAGGCCAAGAGUGGAGACGCGGAGACCGAUGUGGGGAGACCCUUCAGAACCAACGUGAACGGCGACUGUCGGAGGUUUAGGGGCAGUCUGUCUUCCAUCACCAGCCGGCAUGCCCCAGACGCGGAUCUGGCGGAGCAAAGGCGCCUCAUCACCGAGGGGGAUGCCAGCCCCGAGGACGACGGUCCCUUGGAGCAACCUGGAUCUGGAGAGAGCCAGGGCGCACAAGGUGGUCGUAGCGAGGGGGCACAACAGGCGUCCUCUGAUGAACAGUCGAGUUUCAUAAAGUUGGAGGGUAUCGAUCAGAUCAUGCCGGACGAUGAGAGAUUGUACCAGGCUGGGUUUAUGCACAGGCAGUUUGGAGCGAUGCUUCAGCCAGGGGUCAACAAGUUCUCGCUUCGAAUGUUCGGAAGCGAAAAGGCUGUGGAGCGUGAGCAGGAACGGGUCAAAUCCGCAGGCUUUUGGAUUAUUCAUCCAUACAGUGACUUCAGGUUCUACUGGGAUCUGAUCAUGCUCCUCCUGAUGGUGGGCAACUUGAUCAUCAUCCCAGUAGGCAUCACAUUCUUUAAAGAUGAACACACCCCCGCCUGGAUAGUCUUCAAUGUUGUCUCUGACACGUUCUUCCUGGUGGACCUGGUGUUGAACUUCCGCACGGGGAUCGUGAAGGAAGACAGCACGGAAAUCAUCCUGGACCCUCAGCAGAUCAAGGUGAGGUACCUUCGGAGCUGGUUCGCCGUGGAUUUUAUCUCUUCCAUCCCUGUGGAUUACAUCUUCCUUAUCGUGGAGACGCGCAUCGACUCGGACUUCUACAAGACGGCGAGGGCGUUGAGGAUUGUGCGUUUUACAAAAAUACUCAGUCUGCUGAGGCUGCUGAGAUUGUCAAGACUGAUUCGAUACAUCCACCAAUGGGAGGAGAUAUUUCACAUGACCUAUGACCUUGCGAGUGCCAUGGUGCGCAUUGUGAAUCUGAUCGGAAUGAUGCUGUUGUUGUGCCACUGGGACGGCUGUCUGCAGUUCCUCGUGCCCAUGCUGCAGGACUUUCCCUCAGACUGCUGGGUGGCCAAAAACAAAAUGGUGAAUGACACGUGGGGUCAGCAGUACUCUUACGCCCUCUUUAAGGCCAUGAGCCACAUGCUGUGCAUCGGCUACGGCAUGUACCCUCCCGUAGGCAUGACGGAUGUUUGGCUGACCAUCCUCAGCAUGAUUGUGGGCGCAACCUGCUAUGCCAUGUUUGUGGGCCACGCAACUGCCCUCAUUCAAUCACUGGACUCCUCACGAAGGCAGUACCAGGAGAAAUACAAACAGGUGGAGCAGUACAUGUCCUUCCACAAACUUCCAGCAGACAUGCGGCAGAGGAUCCACGAUUACUAUGAGCAUCGCUAUCAGGGCAAGAUGUUUGAUGAGGAGAGCAUUCUGGGAGAACUGAACGAGCCACUCAGAGAGGAAAUCAUCAGUUUUAACUGUCGAAAGCUUGUGGCCACCAUGCCUUUGUUCGCCAAUGCAGAUCCAAACUUUGUGACUUCCAUGCUCACCAAGUUGCGUUUCGAAGUGUUCCAGCCGAGAGAUUACAUUAUCAGAGAGGGGACAGUGGGAAAGAAGAUGUAUUUCAUCCAACACGGCGUACUAACUGUCCUGACAAAGGGCAGCAAAGAGACAAAGAUCUCAGACGGUUCUUACUUUGGAGAGAUCUGCUUGCUGACCCGAGGUAGAAGAACAGCCAGUGUCCGAGCGGACACAUACUGUCGUCUUUACUCGCUCUCUGUGGACCAUUUCAAUGAGGUGUUGGAGGAGUACCCCAUGAUGCGACGCGCCUUCGAGACUGUGGCUCUCGAUCGCCUUGACCGCAUAGGAAAGAGGAACUCUGUGCUCCAACACAAGGUCCAACGGGAUCUGAAUUCCGGAGUGUUCAACUACCAAGAGAACGAGAUCAUCCAGCAGAUUGUGCAGCACGACAGGGACAUGGCCCAUUGUGCCCACCUGAUGCAAACACCUACCCUGGCUCCACACCCAGCACCUACACCAUCAUCCCACACUCCUGUCAUCUGGGCGCCUCUUAUCCAGGCUCCUCUUCAAGCUGCCGCAGCCACCACUUCAGUCGCCAUCGCCUUGACACGCCACCCCCAUCUGCCCCAUGCGCUCUUCCGGCCCCCUGUCCCGCUGCUUGGCUCUUUGAAGGACCAACCAGAGUUUGUAAAACAGUUCCAGACAUCUCUGUCGGGCGCCACUGCAUUUGGCGGCUCCUCAUCAGCUAGCUCGCAGUUUAGCUCUUGUAUAGAGACCCCAAUUCUGGACACGCUCAGGACUGAGAGAUCAUCUACCUCCACCCCUGCACCACCAUCGUCUAGUUCUCUACCAUCCGCUAUCACCACAACCACUUCCAGCAUCACAGAAUCUUCCAUUAAUCCCUAUAGAUCCCUUGCCUCUCAUGGCUCCAAAGACUUUAGUGUUGCCCAGCUUCAUUCUCAACCACAUCAGCUUCCUCCGGCCUCCUUCCCCAGCUUUGCUGCAUCCCUUCCUGGGUUCUUCCAAAAAGGAGCCGUUGGAGGAGAGCCCAUCCAGCUUGCAAUUCCCCCCGUAUCUACCCUUACCCCUUUGAUAGCACAUUCAGUAAGUCCCAUACUGACCCAACUGCAUUCAGAACAGACUAAUCCUCAACCUACAAAACCUAGUCAGGACCUGACUAAAGUUACCAGGACAGUUUCCCAAUCUCCUAUAAAAGAGUCCCCUAUCUGCUCCAAGGGCAUGCUAGAACAAGUCCCAAUUGCCCCAUCCCAGCACCCUCAAACUGGUCAACAUCCCGACGUUUUCUACCAGCUGUCCCAAGAACCAUCUGCUCUUGCUUCCUUAGCACAAUAUGGGUCAGGAAAUGCAUCCCCUUGUAGCACCCCUUCAGCUUGGAGCCCCACGUGCCAGAGUCCUACGGUGGAGAAGAUGAGGAUGUCCACGCAUAGCCAUCCUGCAAGCAUCUCUGGUUCCCAAAGCUCUCUCCUGACCGCUCAGACACUAUUUCCGCCACCGUCCCGACCAAGAGAAAGGGGUGGAUCACUGGUUGAUUUACCUUCCCAGGAUUUAAGCACCAUUUCUAUUACCCUUCCAACUCCAGGACCGCCUGAAAAGUCCAAGCUGGUUGGACGAGGACCACAACCUCCGGACUUGUCCCAGCACAGAGGAUCAGCUUCAGGUUUUUCACCUCUCCCCUCACCCCCUGCUGUUAUCAAACCAUUUAGCUCAAUACCUGGUCACGUUGUUUUAUCGAGACAAACUUCAAAGUUGUCCAUAAGUCAGACUGCGUCCUCAGGUGGAUCGCCGGCUCAUGAAUCUAGUGAUAGGUCCGCCCCUAGCACACCAACUUUGCACCCAAAACUCCCAUCGAACUUGUGAGAAUGGGCUACACCCUCCUGAAAUGAGUGACCUUGUUUUUAAUAGCCAGAAUUAACCGUCACAGAAACUGACUUUUUGGAGGAGGGUGUAUGUUGGUUUUCUUGGACUUCUUGGUCUACAAGGACUUCCCUGUUUGUUAAACCAAAAGAAAGAAUGAACUAACAAAACUUAGCAAAGAACGAAGGUGUGAAUUCAAUUUGUCUUCCAAGUUGUCAUUCAUUUUUGCAAUAUUAUUGUCUUAUAAUAAAACUGUAUAGGGAUAUGCAACUAACAACUUCCCAAAAAAACGAACAAAAAACAACCGAAAAAAAAAAUUCCGAGUAGUAAUCCUAAGAGACGUGUGUAUGUUUGUGAAUUUGUGAGCGUGCGAGUGAGUGUUUGUUGUUGUCAUAUUAAAAUAGGAUGCUCUUUUUAAAGGAGGGAAAUAUGGUGGGUCAGGGAAGCAAAACUUCAUUCGUCGCAGUUCAUCAGUCUAGAAUCAUCUGUCACUGUAAAAGGACACAUCAUACAGGUCUCUCCGGGCAGGUGGCACAGAUACAUACACGCACAUUUAUACACACGUACAAACAAACCUAGCCCUCAGCAUCCCAGUUAUCUAGACCUAAUAUGUUUUUUUCACUAGACCUUGACCCCAUACAUACCUCCUGAUGAAGAGUACUGCUCAGUGUCUAUGGCCUUUCCCGUUUUAACAAUACUGCCUUAGUGUCUGAACACCAGGGAUUAACACCCUCACUUCCACAACAGAACGGAGAAUAUGAAGAAUGUUUUGCAGUCAUGUUGUAUGUGCUUUGUAUUUGAAUUUGUGCAGUACUUAAGCAAUAAAACGGUAUGCUUGGUUUUGUAUCUGCACAGAGGUCGAACUGUAAAUUUCAGCUUUCUUCCUGUCAGACAACGGUGACGACACCACUAAUGUGACGCAGUUAUUUUAAAAAAGCCCACUGCAGUUACCAAAGCUUAUGAGUUAAGAACUGUAAGUCAUUGAAUCUGGUUUGUGUGUUUUCAUUUACGUUUCACAUGUUCAGACACUCUAAAUUGCACAUUUUGUAAAAUGCAGUAGGCCUAUACCCCACAUUUUGCAUGAGGUUGUAUAUGCUUUCAGGUUGUGCAAUAUCUGUUUUGUUUAGUAUUAUUAUUUACUGUAUAUCUUUAAUCAUUUCAGAUGUAUUACAGCAAUUAAAGAACAAAACAUUCAAACGUAUUCAUUUGGUACAGGCAAAACAGACAACUUUUUAAAAUAAAAAAACAAUAUUUAAGGUAGCAACUGCUAUGCCAUAUGUGGCCGUUGGUAAAAGGAGGAAUAAUAUAUUUCUAAGUGUCCUUCCUUUUCAGCAAGCUUACACAGGUAGAUGAUGAAAAUUCCCUUGUCCCAGGUUAUUAUAUAUAGUAUAAUUUAUAUGAUUUUAUAUUACAUGUCUAUGUAUAUAUCUAUUUAUUGUGUACGUGUUUAUUUGUUUUGUUAACCUACUUAUAUACUCCUGAUUUUAUCUAGUCAACACGCAAAUACUGUGUAUCCCUCAAUUUCACUUCUCCAUUCUUGCACUAUGCUUUCGAUGUCGAUGAUCAUAUCAUUUUAGUUUUCAGACCCUGAUUUGUAAUAUUCCCUGCACUAAAGCUGGUAAAAAUGGCGAGCAAAAUGCAAAUGAGAGUGCUAUAUGUAAUGCUGAAUAUUAAUGAAAUAUCAAAGCAUCAAAGAGCUUUUUGUUAGUGUUACAGGGCACAUGUACACUACACACUGUAAUCUUUGUCAUGUCCGAGUGUGCGUAUGCGUGUUUAAUGGACAAUUAUGUUGUAGCAUUUUAUAAUAUUCUGUGCAUUUAUUGUUUAUCAUAGCCAAAGUGAAGUAUCAUUAUGAUAUUAUACAGUAGCAUUUUAACCUGAUUUCAUAAAGAGAUAACCGAGUAUUGUUGACUUGUGAGAUCGUAAAGGAUUAUGAUGCGCAAUCUUCUCAAGAACUGUUAUUUAGGUUGUGCAACUCGAAAAGUGUUUGGCAGAAUGGUUAUGCUGUGUGCCACAUCCAUGAUGGACAAGUUUUGUUGUGUCCUCUGUUCUUCUAUCAUAAAUCAGCUUCCUGGCAAAAAAUACCCCUUCAGAACUCUCAAGCAUAUUCAUGCUGUGGCCUAUAUUUCACAGGUCGAACAUGAACAAUAUUAUGAUUUCUGUCAGAUAUUUUAGUUUUUUGGUCAGCUCACAUGCCAUGUUUGGUCUUUGUUUCACUGUAUCAUGAUUAUAAUAAUGAUAUAAUUAUGGUAACUAUGUAAUAUGACUAACAUGCUUCAAAAUCAAAAUAUGACGGUAUAACGUUCAUGAAUACUGAAUAAUCACAUAUGUAUGAACUUUCACGAGUAUAGCUCAAUGAUAUUUCAUUUACACUAUGUUAAUCGAUAAACAAUUGUACGAAUUAAACUUUUAUCUUUUGC